AUGGUUCAGUACACUCCUCCGCCUGCGGACUUGUCCCACCUUAAUCCGAUUCAAAGAUAUAUGCAGAAAGGAGAGCUUGAAGGUCGAGAUUGGGCGUACCUUUUAAUUUUCGUUCUGGCAUACCUCGCAGCAAGGCCUGCCAUUCAGCGGGGCAUCAAGUGGUGGAUGGCCGACGAUGAACUGAAAGAGGGCGAACGCGCGCAGGCUGAAUUCCUACAAUCAAAAGCAAAGGUCAGCCCGAAUACGAUACGAGGAAAUAAGUCGCAGGAGGCCACCACGAUACCAGAGGGCGCUGGCGAUACAACAACUGGCAGUAGCUUGGACCACACGGGCAAUGUUACGAACCGCAAGGCUAAGGACAGGUCACAGGCAGAAGUCUUGCUCGACUGGGACGAUCAGCCAGAACGGAAGCCUACAGACGGUGACAAGGCAGACGUCGUUACAUGGAUGAACAGAUGGUCAAAUGAAGAAUGA
This is a messenger RNA of Cladophialophora yegresii CBS 114405, 474 nucleotides long. RefSeq lists its product as uncharacterized. The record is from RefSeq and is a predicted model, not a curated record. Lineage: Eukaryota; Fungi; Ascomycota; Eurotiomycetes; Chaetothyriales; Herpotrichiellaceae. The coding region runs from base 1 to 474 and encodes 157 amino acids. The transcript has a single exon.